AUGCCCUUACCUGUCCUAUCUGGAGUACCCCAGGGUUCUAUAUUGGGUCCCAUACUAUUUCUGAUUUACAUCAAUGAUAUUGUUGAAGUGGUCCAUCGGGACUCUGGGAUGGCGUUGUAUGCUGAUGAUAGUAAAUGUUUCAGAGUCAUAAAAUCGUUAAACGACUCGCUCCUUUUACAAUCUGACUUAGACAAUCUGUCAUCUUGGUCUAAGUCAUGGAACAUGGACUUUAACGAGACAAAGUGUGCCAUAGUGUCAUUCACCAGAAAGCACCAUCCAAUUAUUCAAUCAUAUUCACUUAAUGGAUCCAAGCUACGAAAAGUCAACGAACAGAAGGAUGUCGGAAUCCUGAUAACCAGCUCUAUGGAAUGGUCAAGUCACGUGGCUACUGUAUGCUCUAAGGCAAACCGUACACUUGGGUACAUCCGCCGUUGUUCUGCGGAAAUUGGUAGCUCAAACGCGCGUCGCACUCUCUACACCAGUCUGGUAAGAUCCCUGUUUUCGUACGGAUCCCAAUUGUGGGCUCCUCAGAAAAUCAAAUACAUAAACAUGAUGGAAAGGGUACAAAGGCGUGCAACAAAGGUUUCAUACCAAACACGGCUGUUAAAGCUCGGCCUUUUACCACUUACUUACUGGCUAGAAAUUCUUGACUUGGUUUUUUACUUUCGUACAUUAAAGGGAGAAAUUUUUCUCGACAAUAAUGGCUUGGUCCAAAUUAAACAACAAAUUCGUAUUUCGCGUCAUAAUAACCCUCAGUCAGGUGUUCUCGCCGAGAUACCUCGUGCUAAAACAGUAUCAUUCCAGAACAGUUUUUUUGUCCGCACAAGUAGAAUAUGGAACAGUCUAACACCAGUUGAAAGGGACUUGUCUCAAAGUGCUGCUACUUUUAAACGUAGUCUCACGAGGAAAUAUAACGGGCUACUUAGAGAUGUCUACGAUCCCGACAAUGCUGUAACUUUAAAGUCGAACUGCAUGAAAUGUCACGUGAACAGAGAACUAGCACACGUUCUCCAAAAACCGUGCUGUUUUUAA
Molecule: messenger RNA, 1032 nt
Organism: Paramuricea clavata
Lineage: Eukaryota; Metazoa; Cnidaria; Anthozoa; Malacalcyonacea; Plexauridae
Source: the annotation of a GenBank genome assembly